This is a messenger RNA of Salvelinus namaycush (lake trout), 2765 nucleotides long. Its product is annotated as sodium/myo-inositol cotransporter 2-like. Bases 165 to 2183 code for a protein of 672 amino acids. Gene Ontology annotation, cellular component: plasma membrane. Gene Ontology annotation, molecular function: D-glucose:sodium symporter activity. The record is from RefSeq and is a predicted model, not a curated record. NCBI's taxonomy places the organism in Eukaryota, Metazoa, Chordata, Actinopteri, Salmoniformes, Salmonidae. Gene Ontology annotation, biological process: transmembrane transport. The transcript is spliced from 16 exons.
GGAAUUUCCCUUGAGGUGAGAAGUGUUUGAGGCUGAAUGUACAACAUACACCAUGUGAACUGCCAUAGGACCGGACAACUGUAAUUAAACCCUGAAUCUGACUACAAGCUGACAGCAAGAGACACAAUCACUCCCUGAGAGUUCCAGUGACCUUUGACCCAAGUAUGGCUACCACCCAGGGGACCACCGUGCCCCCCUCCCAAUCCCCAGGUUUAGGUGCACCCACCCUGGUCACUGUAGACAUUGUGGUGCUCGUUGUCUACUUCCUCCUUGUACUGGCUGUGGGCCUCUGGUCCAUGUGGAAAACCAAGCGGAGCACGGUGGAUGGAUACUUCCUGGCAGGAAAGAGCAUGUCCUGGUGGCCGGUGGGCACCUCUCUGUUUGCCAGUAAUGUGGGUAGCGGCCACUUCAUGGGCCUGGCAGGCUCAGGAGCGGCAGCGGGCAUCAGUGCUGUGGCAUAUGAGUGGAACGGGAUGCUGAUGGUGCUGCUCUUGGGUUGGCUUUUCCUGCCCAUCUAUAUUGCUUCCGGGGUGACAACCAUGCCUGAAUACUUGCAGAAGCGAUUCGGGGGGAAGAGAAUACAAUUAUUCAUAGCUAUUUUGUAUUUAUUCAUUUACAUCUUCACAAAGAUAUCGGUGGAUAUGUAUGCUGGGGCAGUGUUUAUUCAACAGGCCCUGCAGUGGAACAUCUAUGUAGCUGUGGUGGUGCUUCUGCUCAUCACUGCUCUCUACACUGUAGCAGGUGGUCUGGCUGCAGUCAUGUACACAGACGCUGUCCAGACUGGCAUCAUGUUGAUAGGAGCACUCACCCUCAUGGGCUUCAGUUUCGCUGAGGUGGGGGGCUGGAACGCCCUCCUAGAGGGGUAUGCUACGGCCAUCCCCUCAAUCCGCGACCCCAACACCACAUGUGGCAUCCCCCGGGAUGACGCCUUCCACCUGUUCCGUGACCCUGUGACCUCUGACCUGCCCUGGCCGGGCAUCCUCCUGGGCAUGUCCAUACCCUCCAUGUGGUACUGGUGCUCAGACCAGGUGAUAGUGCAGCGCUCCCUGGCUGCCAAGAACCUGCUCCAUGCUAAAGGAGGCUCCCUGCUGGCUGCCUACCUCAAGAUCCUGCCCUUCUUCAUGAUGGUCCUGCCCGGCAUGAUCAGCAGAAUACUCUACCCAGACGAGGUGGCGUGUAGUGACCCUGAGGUGUGUACUGAGGUGUGUGGGAACCCAGUGGGCUGUUCAGACAUCGCCUACGCCAAACUGGUCAUGAAGCUACUGCCCUCAGGUCUGCGUGGUCUGAUGAUGGCGGUGAUGAUUGCUGCUCUCAUGUCCUCCCUCACCUCCAUCUUCAACAGCUCCAGCACCAUCUUCACCAUGGACCUGUGGAGGCAUGUCCGGCCCCGCGCAACCGAGUGGGAACUCAUGCUCGUGGGAAGGAUGUUUGUGCUGGUUCUGGUGGUGGUGUCAGUGCUCUGGAUCCCUGUGGUCCAGGCCAGUCAGGGAGGACAGCUGUUUAUCUACAUCCAGUCCAUCAGUACCUACCUCCAGCCUCCUGUUUCCAUCGUCUUCCUGACUGGAUGCUUCUGGAAGAGGACCAAUGAGAAGGGUGCUUUCUGGGGCCUGUUCCUGGGCCUACUGGUGGGCGGUGUGAGGAUGGCCCUAGACUUUAUCUAUCCCUCACCACUGUGUUACCAGGAAGACAGCAGGCCUGAUGUGGUGAAACAUGUCCACUACCUCUACUUCUCCACCAUGCUGUCUAUGUUCACCCUGGUGGUGGUGGUGGGGGUCAGCCUGGCCACGGAGAAACCCAGCCCAGAGCAGAUCAGUCGCCUCACCUGGUUCACCAGAUUUGAUAAGGUGGAGAAGAGCAGUGGAGCUUUAGAGACAGUAGAGACUGUGACUAGUGCUACAGAGACCGAGAUAGAAGAUAGGGAGCAGGAGGCUAACGGAGAGACACACCUUCAGAGGAAAGUCUCCUCAGAAGCCAGUGUGAGGAGCCAGUCCAGGCUGAAGGCCGCCCUCUACUGGCUGUGUGGGAUGGAGCGGCAGAAGCAGGGUGACAGCGCCCCACAACCCCCUCUUCUUCUCGACCCCGCUAGCUCUCUGGAAGAGGACCCAUGCCUUAGCCACAUGGUCGACGCCAACCUCAUCAUCUGCCUCUCCAUCGCCGUCUUUAUCAUUGGCUACUGGGCCUAGUGAGGAAUUGUCAACAGCCAAUGAUAUUGGCAGGGACAGGUGGUGCUUGGCCAUUGCUGCAGCAUCAUAGGAGUGCUGCUGAAGUGUCACAGCAGGCUGUUAUUUAUUAUUGUAUAAUAGCAAUGUAUAGUUGUUUUAACCCCUCCACCACCCCCCCCUCUUCAGAGGACAAAUAUCUUCAGCUUUUUUUACAGCUUUUUUUGCUACAUGAACAUACAUUUGACAUACAUGAUACUUUUAUAUAAAGCAGUCACACAACAAUAAUACAUUACCAAACGCUUUAAUCCCAACCCUCAGCCAAUCCCACCUAUCACCAUAGACCACCCUCGUUUGGUUUCCAUGUGCCAUAUAUUUUUCAAUUGUGCUGUGAUUUUUUCCCAAUAUUUUUGAAUCUUUCUAAUCGUAUAUUAUGCACAGAUUGUGAGCUAAAGAUGAAAACCUUUCCUAUGAGUAUUAUUAAUUGACUGACUAAGGUUUUCCAAAUAGCCCAACACUGCUAUUUGUAAGGUUAAUUUUAAGUGCAUGUUGUGAUUUUUUAACCAUUUCUCAACCUGUGACCAGAAACAAGCUACAUAGGGACAA